Molecule: messenger RNA, 11887 nt
Organism: Homo sapiens (human)
Lineage: Eukaryota; Metazoa; Chordata; Mammalia; Primates; Hominidae
Gene: CRADD
Product: CARD and death domain containing adaptor protein
Exons: 3
Coding region: 105-413 (102 amino acids)
Biological process (GO): regulation of apoptotic process; positive regulation of apoptotic process; signal transduction
Cellular component (GO): nucleus; cytoplasm
Molecular function (GO): protease binding; death domain binding
Source: RefSeq, a predicted model, not a curated record
GCCAUUAACAAAGAUGGUGCUUAUGGGGCAGGUUCCCUAACAGUCAGGAUUCCGGUUGCAGUUUUUCUCCCCCGCCCCAAAGAUACGUGGUUGCAGACGGAGAAAUGGAGGCCAGAGACAAACAAGUACUCCGCUCACUUCGCCUGGAGCUGGGUGCAGAGGUAUUGGUGGAGGGACUGGUUCUUCAGUACCUCUACCAGGAAGGAAUCUUGACGGAAAACCAUAUUCAAGAAAUCAAUGCUCAAACCACAGGCCUCCGGAAAACAAUGCUCCUGCUGGAUAUCCUACCUUCCAGGGGCCCUAAAGCAUUUGAUACAUUCCUAGAUUCCCUACAGGAGUUUCCCUGGGUCAGGGAGAAGCUGAAGAAGGCAAGGGAAGAGGCCAUGACCGACCUGCCUGCAGGUGACUACUGAGCUUGGUGGCAGAAUUGAGAAUAAAGACUCCCUGACUUCAGACCAGUGUUCUCUCUGUUCCAGUAGUGUUUUCAAUCUGGGACCAUAGAGCUGCUCAAAUUCAAGCAAAAUAGAAUCUUUUUUGUGUGUGUCUUUAUUUUGAAGAUCGUUUUUUUUUAAAGCCAUUUUCAAAAACAGUUUUUCAGUUGGGGUACAUUGACCUCUGAAAGUUCUAGGACACAGUCUCAGGAGCCCAUGAGAUUUAGUUCUCCUUCCCACCACUUCAAAAGAGGUCUGUGCGGUACUCUAGGUUCAGAAACUUGGCACCAUGAUAUUUUGCCAGUUUAUCUUAUUAACUGAAUGCUGUCUGUAGUGACUCUGCAGAAAACAGUGUUAUGUUCUUCUGUCAGACUUGUGCUGUUCAAUAUGGUUGCACGUAGCUAUGUGUGGCCAUUGAGCGUGAAAAUGUGACUCCUGUAAGUUGAUUAUAGACUACCAUGUAAUAUAGUCACCCCUCAGUGUCCGAGGGGUAUUGGUUCCAGGACCCCCUGCACAUACCAAAAUCCACAGAUGCUCAAGUUCCUCAUAUAAAAAUGGCAUCGUAUUUUUAUGUGAUCUACAUACAGCCUCCUGUAUACUUUAAAUCAUCUCUGGAUAAUUUAUAAUACCUAAUACAAUAUAAAUGCUUUGUAAAUAGUUGUUAUAUUGUUUGUUUGUUUUCUUAACGUUUUUUUUAAUGGUUGUAUUGUUAUUGUUUAUUUAAAAAAUAUUUUCAAUUCAAGGUUGGCUGAAUCUGCAUAUACAGAACCUGGGGAUACAGAGGGCUGACUAUAUCAUACACAUUAGAUUUCAAAGACUUAGUAUGAAAAAAUAAUGUAAAUAUCUCAUGAUUUAUUUUGAAUAUCUGUUGAAAUGAUAUUUUUGAUAUAUUGGGUUACAUAAAAUAUAUUAAAAUUAAUUUCAUCUGGCUUUUCCUUUUUAAAACGUGGCUACUAGACAAUUUAAAAUUAUAUAUGUGACUGGCAUUCAUUAGAACUUGACACCUCUCUCAGGAGGAAAGGUGGAAGGAACUGGUGGAUAUCACUGUGCAGAUGAGGUGAUAUGACAGCUGCCUUCAGCUCUUUGGAUGGCUCUCAUUCGUAAAAGAGAUUCUUUCUGUUCUGUGUUUCUCAAAAGGUCGAACGAAGACAUAGAAAAAGCAAGUUAAUGUAAGAUAGACCCUUCUAAAAUAGUUGUCCAAAGAAAAUAUAGGCUCCUUCUAGAGAUAAUGAAUUCCUUGUCACUAUACAUAAUUCAAGAAGAGGCUAAAUAGCUGCUUAAUGAGGUUGUUUAGAGGGAGAUCAGGUGGUUAAAAGUAAUGCCUUUCCAAUCCUGAGAAUUUGUGACUUGAUGAAAUUGGGCAAAGGGCUGAUUUUACAGCUACAUGAAAUAAAUGGAUUCCGUGGGCAGGAGAAGAAAGCAUUUUAUUUCACUCCCUGUGCUUUUCCUUUAAACUUUCACAUGAGUAUUUUCCAGUUGAGGAGCUUUUGCAUUCUUGGUUACAGAAAGAUGUUUGAUUGUCUAAUCCCAGGGAAUCUGGUGAACAGUGUAUCAGUUAGGAAUGUGCUUGGCAACAAGUAAACAAACAAACAAACCAAAGUGACAAUGGCAAAUAAGUAGAGAUUUAUUUUAAUCCUGUAACAAGAACUCUGGAGGUCAGCUGCUUCUGGCAUUGAUUCAUUGGCUCAAAGGCAUCAGAGCGAGUGUCUCUGCUAUUCUCUUGGCCUUCCUUUUCCUCGUAGUAGCAAGGCAGUCACAGCUACCAACAGCACAUCCGUAAGGCUGGAAGAGGCACGGAAGUUGCUCAGCCCCUACUGCGUCUGUCACUUUUUCUUGGGAAAAGAAGUAGUCUUUCCAGAAAUCCUCAACACAAUUCCUCUUCUGAUUCAUUGGGCAGAAUUGUCUCAUGGCCACUCCUUGGUACAAGGGAGGCUGCAAAGUGAAUGUUUGCUCUUCUAGACUCUACGAUUGAGACAAGACAGGAGGAGAAGGAGGUUGGGAAUGGCAUUUGUGUCAGCCAAAAAGAACAGGGUCUGCCGCAGAUAGUUUUAGGUGUGACUGAGGGCACCACUCCCAAGUCAAACAUCAAGUGCUUGGGAGUUGAGACAUCAUCCAAUGUCCUUUUUUUAUUAAAAAAAAAAUUCUUUCACUAAGUGGUUUUAGCUGCCAUUGAUGAUUGUAGCCUUGGAUGAGUUUUAUUAAACAAUUCUUUCUUUUUAGAGAAGAAAAAAUUGAGGACCCGAGAAGUUAACGCCUUUGAUUUCUAUUGAAAUUACUCAUAGGGUAAGAGUGAGAGUUCUUGCUUUGCCCUUUCCACCUUCCUGACUUCAUCAGCAAAGAAGAGAAUCUUGGUUUUAUUUUUCAUUAUCUGCAAAUGAUAUGUCCAUAACAGUAGUUAUUUGUCACAAAAAUACUUCACAAGAACAUUGGUAAACACAUACAAAUGUUAGCAGUUCUGAACAGGCAUUUAUUGUAGAGGAACCUGUUUAUGAUGAGAAAUAUGAAAGAAUUGAGACAGUGGGCCUCUACCAUAGAGGAGGGAAGAAACUAGUUGGGUGAAAUUUAGUGUUAGGAUGUUUUGUCAAAAAACUAUUUUUGGGAGGCUGAGGCAGGAGGAUGGUUUGAGCCCAGGAGUUCCAGACCAGCCUGGACAACAUGGCAAGAUUCCAUAUCUACAAAAAUAAAUAAAUAGAAAUUUAAAAAAAUUUUUUUCAUCUUUAGCAUUAAUGGCAAAUAUUUAGAGCUAUAUUUAAUGGAAGUAUAUGUGAAUUGGUGGUAUAAACAGAUUUUUCCAAACUCUUUUUACUUGUAAUUUCUGUGGCUGUAACAACUUUUACUAGCCUCUUAGGAGUUUCUUAAAUCCUUUUUCCCCAUUUUCUUUGGUCUAUGAUAAAGAAGUAAUCUGAAGUAGAAAAAAAUUAUUUAGGCUGGGCACAGUGGCUCAUGCCUGUAAUCCCAGCACUUUGAGAGGCUGAGGCGGGGGGAUCGCUUGAGGUCAGGAGUUCGAGAUUAGCUUGGCCAACAUGGUGAAAUACAAAAAUACAAAAAUUAGCCAGGCGUAGUGGCAGAUGCCUGUAAUCCAAGCUACUCGGGAGGCUGAGGCAUGAGAAUCGCUUGAAUCCAGGAGGCGGAGGUUGCAGUGAGCUGAGAUUGUGCCACUGCACUCUAGCCUGUGUGACAGAGCAAGACUCCACCUCAAAAAAAAAAAAAAGGAAAAAAAUUACUUAGAUGAGCUAAUUUUUGAAGAUGGUCUUAUAAAGUUUAUUUUUUAUUAAUACACUUUAUUUUUUAGAGCAGUUUUAGAUUCCCAGCAAUAUUGGGUGGAAAGUAUGAAGAAUUGCUAUAUACUCCCUUCCCCUGCAGAUGCACAGCUCCUCCCACUGUCUACAGUUCCCAGGAGAGGUGUGACAUUUGUUAUCAUUGAUGAACUUAUAUUGACACAUCGUUAUUACCCAAAGUCCAUAGUUUACCUUAGGGUUCAUUCUUGAUAUUGUACAUCCUAUGGGUUGGGACAAAUAUAUAACGACAUGUAUCCACAUUUAUGGAAUCAUACAGAGUAUUUUCACUGCCCUAAAAAUUCUCUGUGCUCUUGAUUGUUCAUCCCUCCUUCCACACAACCCCUAGAAACCACUGAUUGUUUUACUAUCGCCAUAGUUUUGCGUUUCUAGACUACUAUAUCGUUGGAAUCAUGUAGUGUGUGGCCUUUGCAGAUUGGCUUCUUUUACUUGGCAAUAUGCAUUGAAGUUCCCCCCAUGUUUUUUCAUGACUUAAUAGCUCGUUUCCUUUUAGUGCUGAAUAAUAUCCCAUUGUCUGGAUAUCACCGUUUAUUUAUCCAUUCACCUACUGAAGGAUAUCUUGAAUGCUCCAAGUUUUGGCAAUUAUGAAUAAAGCUGCUUAUAAACAUCUAUGUGCAGGUUCCUGUGUGGACAUGCAUUUUCAGUUCAUUUAGGUAAAUAUCAAGAAGCAUGACUGCUGGAUCAUAUUUUAAGAAUAUGUUUAGUUUUGUGAAGAAUUACCAAACUGUCUUCCAAAGUGGCUAUACCAUUUUGUGUUCCUACCAGCAAUAAAUGAGAGUUCCUGUUGCAUCACACUAUACCAGCAUUUGGUGUUGUCAGAGUUUUGGAUUGUGACCGUCUAAUGGGUGUAUAGUGGUAUCUCAUUGUGUUUUAAUUUGUGUUUCCUUAAUGAUAUAUGAUGUUGAACAUCUUUUCACAUACUUACUUGCCAUCUGUAUAUCUUCUUUGGUGAGAUAUCUGUACAGGUCUUUGGCCAUUUUUUAAAUCAAGUUGUUCAUUUUCUUGUUGAAUUUUAAGAGUUCUUUGUCUAUUUUUGGUAACAGCCCUUUAUCAUAUGUGUCCUCUGCAAAUAUUUUUUCUAGUCUAACUCAUCUUCUCAUUCUCUUGACAGUGCCUUUCACAGAGCACACUUUUUAAUUUUAAUGAAAUCUAGCUUAUCAAUUAUUUCUUUCAUGGAUUUCUGCCUUUGGUGUUAUACCUAAAAAGUCAUCACCAUACCCAUAAUAACCUAGAUUUUCUCCUAUGUUAUCUUCCAGGAAUUUUAAAGUUUUGUGUUUUACAUUUAGGUCUGUGAUCUAUUUUUAAUUUUUUUAGAGUUUCGCUCUGUUGCCUAGGCUGGAGUGCAGUGGCAUGAUCUUGGCUUACUACAACCUCCGCCUCCUGGGGUUUAAGCAAUUCUCCUGCCUCAGCCUCUCAAGUAGCUGGGACUACAGGCAUGCACCACCACAUCUGGGUAAUUUUUGUAUUUUUAGUAGAGAUGGGAUUUCACCAUGUUGGCCAGGCAGGUCUCAAACUCCUGACCUCAAGUGAUCCACCCACCUUGGGCUCCCCAAGUGUUAGGAUUACAGGUAUGAGCCGCCGCACCCUUCCUGUGAUCUAUUUUGAGUUAACUUUUAUGAAGGGUCUAACAUCUGUGCCUGGAUUCUUUUUGUUUUUUUGCACGUGGAUGUUCAGUUGUUCCAGCACCAUUUGUUGAACGGACUGUCUUUGCCCCAUUGUAUUGCUUUUGCUCCAUUGUCAAAGAUCACUUAACUUUGUUUAUGUGAGUUUAGUUUUGGGUUCUCUGUUCUAUUCCAUUCAUCUAUUUGUCUGUUCUUCUACCGAUAUCACACUCUCUUGAUGACUGUAGCUGUACAUUAAGCCGUAAAGUCAGGUAGUGGCAGUCCUUAAACUUUGUCCUUUAACAUUGAGUUGGCUGUUCUGGGUCUUUUGCCUCUAUAUAUAAACUUUAGAAUCAGUUUGCCAGUAUCCACAAAAUAGUGUGCUGGGAUUUUUGUUGGGAUUGCAUUGAAUCUAUGAAGUUGAGAAUAGCUGACAUUUUGACAGUGUUGAGUCCAUGAACAUGGGAUAUCUGUUUAUUCAAUUCUUCUUUGGUUUCUUUCACCAGUUUUGUGGUUUUCCUCAUAUAGAUCUUGUACGUAUUUUAUUAGAUUUAUACCUAAGCAUUUUGAUCUUUGGGGGGGUGCUAAUGUAAAUGGUAAUGUGUUUUUAAUUUUUAAUUUCACUUGGUCAUUGCUGGUAUAUGGGGAGGUAAUUGACUUUUGUAUAUUAAACUUUUAUUCUGAAUCUUCUUAUAAUUGCUUAUUAGUUCCAGGAAUUUCUUGUUUAUUCUUUUGGAAUUUUCUACAUAGACAAUCAUGUCAUCUGUGAAGAAGACAGUUUUGUGUCUUCCUUCUUAAUCUACAUACCUUUUGUUUCUUUUUCUUGUCUUAUUGCACCAGUUAUGACUUCCAAUUUGAUCUUGAAAAGCAGUGGUAAUAACGGACAUCCUUGCCUGGUUCCUGGUCUUAGUGGGAAAGUCUCAAUUUUCUCUCUUUUUUUUUUUUUGAGACACGGUCUGGCUCUGUCACCCAGGCUGGAGUGCAGUGGUGUGAACAUGGCUCACUGCAGCCUUGAUCUCAUGGGCUGAAGUAAUCCUGCCACUUCAGUCUUCCAAGUAGCUUGAAAUACAGAUGUGCACCACCAUGCCUGACUAAUUUUUGUAUUUUUUGUAGAGAUGGGGUUUUGUCAUGUUGCCCAGGCUGGUCUUGAACUCCUAGGCUCUAGCAAUCUUCUUGCCUCAGCCUCCCAAAGUGCUGGGAUUACAGGUGUGGGUCACUGUGCCUGGCUGACUUUCUCACUGUUAAGUAUGAUGUUAGCUGCAGGGUUUUUAAAAAUAUGUUUUUUAUCAAGUUGAGGAGAUUCCCUUCUAUUCCUAGUUUGAUGAAAGUUUUUAUUAUGAAUAGGUGGUGAGUUUUGUCAAAUGAUAUGAUCAUGUGAUUUUUCUAAUUAAGUCUGUUGAUGUGAUGGAUUAGAUUACAUUUAUUGAUUUUGUAUGUUGAACCAGCCUUGCAUAAUUGGGAUAAAUCCCACUUGGUCAUGGUGUAUAAUUCUUUUUAUACAUUUUUAGAUUUGAUUUGCUAAUACUUUUUUGAGGAUUUUUGCGUUUAUGUUCAAGAGAGACAUUGGUCCAUAGUUUUCUUUUCUUGUAAUGUCUUUGGUGUUGGUAUUAGGGUGAUGCUGACUUCAUAGAAUGAGUUAGGAAGUAUUUCCACUGCUUCUAGUUUCUGAAAGAUAUUGCAGAGAAUUGUUACAAUUUCUUCCUUAAAUGUUUGAUAGAAUUUAUCAGUGAACUCACCUGGGCUUGGUACUUUCUAUUUUAAAGGUUAUUAAAUAUUGAUUCAAAUGUUUAAUAGAUGCAGGCCAACUUAGAUUGUUUAUUUUUGUGUGUGAGUAUUGGCAGAUUGUGUUUUUCAAUGAAUUGUUCCUUUUCAGGUAUGUUAUCAAAUUUGUGGGCAUAAAGUUGUUUAUAAAACUUCUUUAUCCUUUUAAUGUUCAUGGGAUCUGUAAUGAUGUUCUCUUUUUCAUUUCUGAUAUUAGUAAUUUGUAUUCUGUCUCCUUUUUUCUUAGCCUGUCUAGAUGCUUACUGAUUUCAUCUAUCUUUUCAAAGAGCAAACAUUGCUUUAUUGAUUUUUUCCAUUGAUUUCUUGUGUUCUCUUUCGUUAAUUUCUGCUCUAAUUUUUAUACUUUUUUUUGCUUUUGCUUACUUUGGAUUUAAUUUGCUUUUCUUUUUCUAGUUUCUAAAGGGGAAAACUUGGGUUGUUGAUCUUAGGUCUUUCUUCUUUCCUAAUUUUUGCAUCCAAAUCCUAUGCAUUUCCCUUUGCUUUAGCUAGAAACUACAAAUUUUGAUAAGUUGUUUCCAUUUUUAUUUAGUUCAAAAUAUUUUUUUAAAUUAUCUUGAGAAUUCUCUUACCCCUAUGUUACUUAGAAGUGUAUUGUUUUAUCUCCAAGUACUUUGGAAUUUUCCAGCUAUGUUUUUGUUAUUAAUUUUUUAUUUAAGUCCAUUGUGAUCUGACAGCAGAUUUUAUAUGGUUUCUAUAUUUUUAAAUUUAUUAGAGUGUGUUUUAUGGCCUAAAAUGUGGUCUAUCAUGGUGAAUAGUCCACAUGAGCUUGAGAAAAAUGUGUAAUCUGCUGUUGUUUGAUGGAAUAGUCUAUAGAUGUCAUUUACAUACAAUUGAUUGAUGUUGAGUUUAUGUCCUUCCUGAUUUUUUGCCUGCUAGAUAUGCCUAUUUCUGAGGGAUGCUAAGCCUCCAAAUGUAAUAGUGGAUUCACCUCUUUUUUCUUACAGUUCUAUCAGUUUUACCUCAUGUAUUUUAAUGCUCUGUUGUUAGGCACAUACACACUAAUGAUUGUUACGUAUUCUUGGAAUAUUGACCCCUUUAUCAUUUUGUAACGCCUCUCUCUAUCUCUGAUAACCUUUCUUGCUCUGUAGUUUGCUAUGUCUGAAAUUACUGUAGCUACUCCCACUUGCUUUUGAUUAUUGUUAGUGUGGUAUAGCUUUCUCCAACCAUUUAAAUCUACAUAUGUCUUUAUAUUUAAAGUGGACUUUUUGUAGACCACAUAUGAUUGGGUUUUGUUUUUUGAUCUACCUUGACAAUUCCUGUUUUUCAAUUAGUGUGUUUAGACCAUUGGCAUUUGAGGUGAUUGUUAGUUGGGUAUAUAGUUGGAUACCUACCAUAUUUGUUAUUGUGUUUUAUUUGUUGCCCUUGUUUUUUGUUUCUAUUUUUAUCUUCCACACUUUUUUGCCUUUUAUGGUUUAUUAUUUAGUAUUAAAUCAUUUUACAUUAUUCCAUUUUCUCUUUUGUAACAUAUAAAGUAUACUUGUUUUUAAAAAUUAUUUGUAGAAAUGAAGUCUCAACUGUGUUGCCCAGGCAGGUCUCAAACUCAUGGGCUCAAACAGUCUUCCCAUCUUGGCCUCCCAAAGUGCUGGGAUUAACAGAUGUGAGCCACCAUGCUCCUUUUUUUGUUUUUUUAAACUUUUUUAAAGUGGUUUCCCUAGAAGUUUGCUGUAUAUAUUUACAACUCAUCCAAGACCAAUUUCAAAUAACUCUGUACUAAUACAUGGGCAGUGUAUUUCAUUAUAAUAAUGAAAUAUUCCUAAUUUCUCCCUCCUGUCUUAUGCUGUCAUUCAUUUCACUUAUACGUUAGUGUAUAUAACUAUAUGUGUAUGCACAUACACAAACACACACACAUAUAUAUAUACACACACAGCCCUCCAUAUAUGUGGGCUUUGCCUCCAUGGAGUCAACCAACUGUGGAUCAGAAUAUUUGAAAAAUAAGGGAUAAUUGCAUCUGUACUGCACAUGUACAGAUGUUUUUCUCUUGUCAUUAUUUUCUAAACAAUACAGUAUAACAACUAUUUGCAUAGUAUUAGGUAUUAUAAGUAAUCUAGAGAUGAUUUAAAGUACAUAAGAUGAUGUAUGUAGAUUAAAAGCAAAUAAUGCAUCAUUUUAUAUAAGGGACUUGAGCAUUCAUGGAUUUUGGUAUCCACUGGGGGUGGGGCCCUGAAGCCAAUCUCCCAUGGAUAAUAAGGGACUACUGUACACAUAAGCAUACAUAACCAAAUACAUUGUUGCCAUUAUUAUUUUGAACAAACUUUGAUCUGUUAGAUCAAUUAAAAAAAUAAACAUUUUUGUUUUACCUCCACUUACUCCUUCUUGAUGCUCUUGUUUUCUUUAUGUAGAUCUUAUUUCUGACCUAACAUUAUUUUCCUUCUCUCAAAAGAACUUCUUUUAACAUUUCUUGUAAGGCAGGUCUACUGCCAACAAACUCUGUCAAUUUUUGUUAGUCUGAGAAAGUCGUUAUUUCUCCAUCAGUUUUGAAGGAUAGUUUCACAAGGUACAAGAAUUCUAAGUUGGUGGGUUUUUUCUUUUCCUCUCCACACUAAAUAGUUCACUCCACUUUGUUCUUGAUUAUGUGAUUUCUGAGAAGGCAGAUAUAAUUUUUAUCUUUGUUUCUCUAUAGCCAAUUUACUUUUUUUCUCUGAUUUCUUUCAGGAAUUUUUCUUUAUCUUUUACUUUUUGUAGUUUGAAACGAUAGCCUAGGUAUAGUUUUUGUUGGCAUUUAUGCUGCUUGGUAUUCUCUAAGCUUCCUGGAUCUGUGGUUUGGUGUCUGGCAUUAAUUUGGGGGCAAUUCUCAGCCUAUAUUGUUUCGUAUAUUUUUUCUGUUUCUUUCUUUUUCUCCAUCUAGUAUUUCCACUAUACCUAUGUUAAACCUUGUAUACUUGUCCCACAGUUCUUGGAUAUUCUGUUUUUCAGUCUUUCUUCUCUUUGCUUAUCAGUUUUGGAGGUUUCUAUUGAUACAUUCUUAAGCUCAGAUAUUCUCUCCUUAGCUAUGUCCAGUCUACUAAUAAGCCUACCAAAGACGUUCUUCAUUUCUGUUACAGUGUUUUUGAUCCUUAACAUUUUUUUUUCUUAAGAUUUCUAUUUCUUUGGUUACAUUGCCUAUGUGUCCUUGCAUGCUGACUAUCUAUUAGAGCCCUUAACAAAUUAACCAUAGUUGUUUUAAAUUCCCUAUCUGAUAAUUCCAACAUCCUUGUCAUGUCUGUUUCUGAUGCUUGGUCUGUCUCUUCAAACUGUGUUGUUUUGCCUUUUAGUAUGCCUUGUAAUUUUUUCUUGAUAGCUGGGCAUGAAUAUGGGGUAAAGGGAUCACUCUUAAGUAGGCCUUUAGUAAUGUAGUGAUAGAAGUGUGGGAGGAGAGGAAGUGAAACCAUCUUUGCAAAAAUUAUGACCAUGAGAAAAAUUUUGGCAUAGGAAAGUUAUGGCAGUGAAAGAAAUCUAACCUAACUGACUCCAUGUUGCUUCUCACCUCCAAGCUGUUCCUAUUCAUUCCUGGGCAUAGGCCAAACAAAAUAUAGGAGGAAUUUACUUUAUAGUUUAAUUUUGAAGCAAAGAUGAUAACAGCCCCUUCCUGAGACAAACCCCCUCUUUGCUUAGGGAUUAGACCAUCUUUGUAAAACUGAAACGUUAGCCACAAGAUUAGAAAUUCUGGCUCAGGAGUCAUGUAGCCAGAGGCCACAAGAUUCCUAAACUUCCCAAUUGCUCCUAUAGAUAACAUCACUAUUGUAAAACCUAAGAUUGGUGUUUGAGGUAUUUUUCUGACCCUGCAUUCUGAUGAACCAACCAGCUGGUGCCACCCAGACUGGUAAACUGGCUCAUCUGGUCUUUUGGCCCGCACCCAGGAACUGACUCAGUACAAGAAGACAAACUUCGACUCCCUAUGAUUUCAACCCAACCAAUCAGCAUUCCCUAUUCCCGACCCUGCUGCCUCCAAAUUAUCCUUGAAGAACCAUAGCCUCUGGAUUUUUGGAAAGGCAUAUUUGAGUAAUAAUAAGCUCCUGUCCUCUUGCUUAGCUGCCUCUGGGUUUAUUAAACUCUUUCUCUAUUGCAAAAACCUGCUGUUCAGUGCAUCGGCUUUGCUGGGCAGUGGGAAUGAUGAAACUGCCUGGUGAAUACAGAAGUGUUCUCUUGUCCUAUGAGUAGGUCUCAGUCUUUGAGUAAGCCUGUGCCUCUGGACUGUGAACUUCACAGUGUUUCUCAGGUUUUAUUUCCUCUUAGGUGGGACAGGGUCGCUAGACUCGGCUGGAAUUAUAUGUUUCUGUUCAUCACAUGGAAGGCUUGAGUGGGCUAGAGCUGAGAAUUUCUCUUCCCUCCAGGCCCGUUAGGCUGUGGGAAAAUCCACUGUCAGAUGAGGCUCUGGUUAGGUAGCUUCUCCUGAGGACAGGCCUUGUUAGGAAGACCCCAGUGCUCUGGCAUAUUUCAAAAUGGUUCCUUUUCCUUCUCCUCCUGCUGGAAAGGGAUUUUUCUUGGGGAAGUUUCUGCUCCAGGCCGGGUGCAGUGGCUCACACCUGUAAUCCCAGCACUUACUUUGGGAGGCCGAGGUGGGUAGAUUAUUUGAGCCCAGGAAUUCGAGGCCAGCCUGGAUAACAUAGAGAAACCCAGUCUCUCCUAAAAAUACAAAAACUAGCUGGGUGUGUGGUGCAUGCCUGUAGUCCCAGCUACUUGGGAGGCUGAGGCGAGAGGAUCCCUUGAACCUAGGAGGUCAAGGCUGCAGAGAGCCCUGAUCGUGCCACUGCACUCCAGCCUGGGUGACAGAGCCAGACCCUGUCUCAAAAAAAAAAAA